AGUAAAAUGAGGAACCAGCUGUUACUUGCACAACAACAUGAAAACGAACAGGAAGCAAUUUCUGAUCUGGGCCAAAUACUAAACUGCUGUUAUUGUGAACUGCAACUGAACACAAAGUCUUGGAAAUGGAAUCAAUGCAAAAUUUACACGUUGAAAGGUCUGUGAGCUGUGACUCUGAAGUAUCCGUCUAUGCAGAUGCCAUGCCAGAUAUAAGAGCUGCAAGUGAUAUAGAGAGUGAUGAAUGUGUGGAGGAAGACGAUGACUAUUAUCAGUCUGAUAGCUCUGAUCACAAAGAGGAAACAAUGCAUCAUCUCUUGCAUAGAGAUUUAGAUAUACUUACGUUUCUGUAUGGUGACAAUUCUGUACAAUACAGAAGGUUUGCUGCUUUAGACGAGAUUGAUGUGGACUUACACAUUCCAAUAAGAUUUCUUGACAGUAUUUUUGCUGAUGCUUGGAAAGUGAACAAAAGUGAACCAUUAAUUGUGAGGCUUCAUUUGUCCUCAGGUUCAUACAUUGAGUCAUCAAGAAUACCAGCCAUCGCAGUAUUUCAGCCUUUAAAUACAAAGAAUUUUGGAUUCGGCUGUCAAAUUCAAAAGAUUAUUGAAAAAUAUUUAACUCAGCAUUGGGCACAAUUAUACCAUGAAUAUGAAAACCAUUGUGAAAAAUUGUCUGCACAAAUGGAGGUGGAAGACAUGAGUUCUAAGUGUGCUACAUCUGUUGCAAAGCUUAUUGAUAUGGGGUUUGAGAAAACAAGAGCUGAAAAUGCAUUGAAUAUUGCUGGUGGACACAUUAUUGAAGCCUCAAAUUUACUGUUAGAGCACCCUGAUAAAUGUGGCCCUGAUGUCAAUUUAGAUAAGUCAGCAAUGGGCGCUGAAGACACACAGCUCAAGCAUUCCAAUGUUACAAGAGACCUGAACAAGUCCGGUUUAGUAAAGAGACAGUCAUCACAUCCUGGUGGAAUCACUAAGGAAAAGUUUUGGAGUUAUUUCAAGCGAACAAUGAGUCACGUAGGAAGUAAAAGUCCAAGCAAAAGUAUGGAGGAUUUAAAUUUGAUGCCUUUACAAACUAAAGAUGGAUGUGAUGUUCAAAUUGCACCAAGUAUUGCAGAUGGAUUUUUAGUUCAACUUUUCCGUUAUGUUCGACAAAGAAUACCAACUGUAAAUGAAUACUGUGUGAUUUGCGAUGAAAGGCACAUAUUUCACAGUAGUGCGAUGUUAAAGCCAACCGUUUGCCAGAGGGAAUUGUGCGUGUUUGCAUUCCAGACACUGGGUGUCAUGGCCAAUGCUGCUGAAGACAUUGCCACAGACGCUGAAGUUAUUGACUUGCUUAUCCACAUGACACGGCUUGCCUGCAAAUCAAGUAGACGCGAGCUAAUAUUUGAUCCCUUUCCUACUGUUGUAGAUCCUUGUAAUCCAAGUGAGCUUUUGUUUAACCCAAAAGAGAAAAACUUCAAUGCAGUGCAAAAGGUGAUUGACAGUAUUCCUGCUAUGGACAAGAUGAUCGGCAAGUCUGCUUCACUGAAGAGAGAUAUGGAUGCAACCAAUCCAUUUAUGUAUCCAUUCGUACAGUGGAUAAUAACAAGCAAUAGGUCGCACAUUGUCAAGCUACCACAAGAGAAGCAAUUGCCGUUCAUGAAAACGCAACACCAGUUCCUUCUCAUAUCUAGCCCACCUGCAAAGGAAAUGGUUUUUCAUGAAGCCAAAAAGCAGUAUAACAGUACAUUUGCAUUUCACGGCUCAGCUAUUGAGAACUGGCAUUCAAUUAUCAGACAAGGGCUUAUAAACGCUUCGGGGACAAAAUUUCAAGUGAAUGGAGCAGCUUACGGUCAAGGAAUAUAUCUGAGUCCAAAUGCCUCCACGUCGAUGGGUUACUCGCAAAUGGUGGGAUAUAGCAAUCCAAAGGACAAGAAGUCGAAAACUGAUGGCAGCAGAUUUUUAUCGGGUGAUAACAUAAGGUGUAUUGCUAUUUGUGAAGUGGUCCUUGGAAAAAACCUUAAAAAGAAUCAAAGCAUCUGGGUGAUGCCAAAUCCUGACUAUGUCUGCACAAGGUUUUUCUUUGUGUAUGAAAAUGGAACAGCGCCAGACAGUAGCGUUGUAACAACAGAUCUUAAGAUCUUGGAACAGUUGAGACAGGCCUGUAAUGCCAUCUGACUUCAGUAUCAUGCCACUAUGCUGGCUGUUGGUGUAGUUACCUAUUAUUGAACUUUUGCAAUGAAAAACAUAUGUAUUCUUAUUGAAACUGUGAUAAUCAACCUAUAGUAGCUUUUUGGUUUGCUUCCAUGUUGAAUAUGUAUUUUAAGCUUACCUGAGCAAUGCAUUUAGUAAGCAUUUGUGUGUAAAGUGUUUGUUAUAUUUCUUAGCUGUUGUUAUGACUAUACAUACAACUGGUCUCGUCAAUCAAGGUCGACAAAUAAAUGAUCAAGUAGAGAAGUAAAUUCUUUUACGUA
Molecule: messenger RNA, 2446 nt
Organism: Dreissena polymorpha
Lineage: Eukaryota; Metazoa; Mollusca; Bivalvia; Myida; Dreissenidae
Product: protein mono-ADP-ribosyltransferase PARP6-like
Exons: 5
Coding region: 126-2150 (674 amino acids)
Biological process (GO): endoplasmic reticulum unfolded protein response
Cellular component (GO): nuclear envelope; endoplasmic reticulum tubular network; intracellular anatomical structure
Molecular function (GO): protein serine/threonine kinase activator activity; NAD+ poly-ADP-ribosyltransferase activity; kinase binding
Source: RefSeq, a predicted model, not a curated record